Culex quinquefasciatus (southern house mosquito) is the source of this 1032-nucleotide messenger RNA. RefSeq lists its product as uncharacterized. NCBI's taxonomy places the organism in Eukaryota, Metazoa, Arthropoda, Insecta, Diptera, Culicidae. The record is from RefSeq and is a predicted model, not a curated record. The transcript is spliced from 3 exons. The coding region runs from base 1 to 1032 and encodes 343 amino acids.
AUGGACAUGCAAGCACUGAAAAGUCGCAGAAACGCCUUUAUGGCGCAAGUAAGUGGGGAGCUGUCAGUCGCAGAAAGCCUCAAAACGAGGAAACCGUCCCAAAGUGAGGUUAAGGACCGCCUGACCCAGCUCAACAAACUUGCCGAGAGUUUUCGCGAGACGCAAACUGGAAUCGAGGAACUGCAAGAGGACGCAGCGGCCAUUGCCUCUGUUCAGCGGACCGUGGCCGGAACGACCGACUGGAAGCAAGCGGUGCACCUGCUCAUGGAAUCGCAGCGGCAGCUGCUGCUGAAUCAAUCGGCGCAACGAGCAGCCAUCAGUGUGCCCAAAUUCACGAAAUUCACCGGAGACCGCAAGAAGUGGACGACGUUCAAGGACCUAUACGUGUCAACCAUUCACAACCGCGAUGACCUGACGGACACUCUAAAGAUGCAGUAUCUCUACUCGUAUCUGGACGUCGAGCCCAAGCGUCAAGUCGCAAGGUUCUCUAUCUCGGAGGCAAACUACAAGCUGGCGUGGGAGGCUUUGACCGAUUACUAUGACAAGAAACGAUUCACCGUCUUCUCGCUGGUACGUGAAUUCAUGGAUCAACCCUCAAUCGCAAGUGCCACUCCUGAAACGUUGAACAAGCUUGUGACGAGCUCGGACGAGAUCGUGCAGCAGCUGGAUACCCUCGGGGAGGAAUUCCAGACCCGCGAUCCGUGGUUGAUUCACCUGGUGCUCGAGAAGCUGGACAAGGAUACUCGAGCUGGCUGGUCGCAGAAGGUCAUCGAAAAGGAGAACCCGAAGUUCGACGAGUUGCUGUCUUUCCUGAAGAAGCGAUGUGAGGUGCUGGAAACCUGUUCAGCAUUCUCGAAAAAAAAUGUGCUCGACGGGAAGAAGGAAGCGACGAAACAAGUGAUCAGUGACAAAAAGCUGAAAGCAUUGCACACAAUUGCAACCAAUCAGAAGUGCGCGAAAUGUUCGAAAGAGCAUAACAUAUAUCAGUGCGAAGAGUUCAGGAGGCUAGCGUGCAAGAACGGCGUGAACUAG